Molecule: messenger RNA, 1893 nt
Organism: Rhizopus microsporus ATCC 52813
Lineage: Eukaryota; Fungi; Mucoromycota; Mucoromycetes; Mucorales; Rhizopodaceae
Product: P-loop containing nucleoside triphosphate hydrolase protein
Exons: 2
Coding region: 168-1721 (517 amino acids)
Biological process (GO): transcription initiation at RNA polymerase II promoter; nucleotide-excision repair
Cellular component (GO): transcription factor TFIIH holo complex; nucleotide-excision repair factor 3 complex; transcription preinitiation complex
Molecular function (GO): 3'-5' DNA helicase activity; DNA binding; ATP binding
Source: RefSeq, a predicted model, not a curated record
ACUGAGAUUGAACUGUGACAACUUCCAGAGAGUUGGUUGCGCCACACACAUACACAGAGAGAGCUUUUAUAUCACGUCCCCCUUCUUUUUCUUUUUUUUAGAGUAUUUAUCACCUUUUUUUCUUACUUUCAUUAGAGCUUCUUAUUAUUUGCAUAUAAAUCACAAUCAUGGUAUUAUCAACAAUUGACAACGAUCGACAAAGGAGAAUAUCCGAUCUACUUGCCUUUGUUCAAGAAAGAAAAAAGCAAAAUGAGGAAGCAACUAGAAUAGAAACUAUAGAACAAGCUGCAAUUGAAAAAGAUCCAGCUGAGGCACCUGCCGUCAUCACAAAAAAAGUGACAACAGCACCAAGACCCAAAGCAGCAUUAGCAGAUUAUAAAUUCGAAGCAGACAAAACCGGUCCCAUUCUUGACAUGGAUCUUAAACCUGACAUUGAAAUACGUCCUUACCAGCAAGAAGCGGUCGAUGCCAUCAUUGACAGAUCGAGCGAAAACAAACAAGACCAUGUUGCUCACUCUGGUAUCAUUGUAUUGCCUUGUGGUGCAGGAAAGACCUUGACGUCUAUCCUGGUAGCCACUGCGAUUAAGAAGCCUGUGCUCGUUGUCUGUUCCACUAUUAUUGCUGCCGAACAGUUUUCUAAAGAAUUCUUAAGAUUUACAACUUUGAUGGCCUCAAAGACCGGUAUGUUUGCUGGUGCUAAAAAAUGGCCUUAUAAUGGUCCCACAGGUGUCUUGUUUACGACUUAUACCAUGCUUGUCGACAGUAAAAAUCGAACAGCUGAUUCCAAACGAAUGAGUACCUUUAUUGACAAAACUGAGUGGGGGCUUGUCAUUCUUGAUGAGGUUCACUGUGUGCCUGCGAACAAUUAUUCAAAGGCAAUUUCAAAGAUUAAGACCAAGGUCAGACUGGGUCUCACAGCUACUAUGCUGCGUGAAGAUGAAAAGAUUGGUGAUCUGGAUACUCUGGUCGGACCGACUUUAUAUCACGCCAAAUGGAAAGAACUUGCUGAUAAAGGUUAUAUUGCUAAAGUCAUCUGUACUCAAGUCGAGUCUGAUAUGAACCCUAUUACUCAGAGCGCUUACGAUUCUGUUCAGAUGGGUAACAAUCUCUUGGGCCAGGCGCAUCAUUUAAAGAGCUUGUUAGCCAUUCUUAAUCCCAAAAAGAUGCAAAUCUGCCAACGUUUGAUUCAAUAUCAUGAAGCUAAAGGAGAUAAAGUGCUUGUGUACUGCGACCAUAUUGAUGCUCUUAAACUCUACGCUGAAAAAAUUGGUAGACCUCUCAUCUAUGGUGGCACUCCUGCAGACGAUGCUCGUCAACUCUUGGCUAGAUUUCAAAUAGAAGUACCCAAAACAGACGAAAAGCUUACAUGGAACCAACUUGCUGCCCUUAGAACACUCAAGUCUAAACAAAUCAACACCUUGUUUCUCUCACGUAUUGGUGAUACCUCUCUCGAUUUACCCGCAGCAACAGUUCUCAUUCAGGUCUCUUCCCAUUUUGGCUCUCGUCGUCAGGAAGCUCAGCGUCUAGGCCGUGUUCUCCGUGCAAAGAAAAGAAACGAAAAGGGCUUUUAUUCUAGAUUCUAUACACUGGUUACCAAUAAUACACAUGAAGUUCAGUUUUCUGAAAAGCGUCGUCAAUUCUUGGAAGAAGACUGCGGCUAUGGCUAUCAAAUCGUGACGAGAGUAGUCCUAAUGACGAUGAAGUCAAGUCGGAUCCUAUGACAUGUACAAUUCACGGGGCAGGCGAGCGUCCAUAUGCCACAGAUGAAGAAGAGAAAGGAUUAGUGAGCUAUUUGGCAGGACUUAAAAACUUUUUAGUAGAAGAAGAAGAGGAAGAAACUACUACUCCUGUUAAUGCUGGUACCAAAAGAAAAAGAGAUAGCAAAUAAAAAAG